Daphnia pulicaria is the source of this 1092-nucleotide messenger RNA. Its product is annotated as brachyurin-like. Gene Ontology annotation, molecular function: serine-type endopeptidase activity. Bases 42 to 983 code for a protein of 313 amino acids. The transcript is spliced from 8 exons. Gene Ontology annotation, biological process: proteolysis. NCBI's taxonomy places the organism in Eukaryota, Metazoa, Arthropoda, Branchiopoda, Diplostraca, Daphniidae. The record is from RefSeq and is a predicted model, not a curated record.
GACAAACUGGAAGUAUUUAAGGACGGUCGAAAACGAGAUCAAUGCACAUCUUGACAUCAUUAAAUAUUCCCAACAUGAAGGUCCUUGCUAUCGUCUUGGUUGCAUUCGUCGUCGCUCAGGCGGCUGCUAGGGACUUGUCCAAGUACCAACCGCGUUCGGUCUUGUACCCACGUCUACCAUCGAAAAAUACCAACUCCUUCGUCCCCAUCAAGCGCUCCGCCACCGUCAACACUCGCGGCUUCUGUGGACAGGCUAACGUGACAAGCAGCCGUAUUGUUGGAGGAACUGAGGCUGUCCCAAACUCUCUCCCAUGGCAAGUGGCUUUGUUCAUCGAUGACCAGUACUUCUGCGGUGGUUCUCUUAUUUCCAACGAGUGGGUUCUGACUGCCGCCCACUGUGCCGAUGCCGCUGUCUUCUUCGACAUUUACUUCGGCUCCCACAAUGUCCGUUUGACCGCCGCCGAGGAACCCACCCGCGUUGAGGUCAGGUCCACCGAAUACACCGUCCACCCUGAAUGGGCUUCCCUCCGCAUCCGCAAUGACGUCGCCUUGAUCAAGUUGCCCGCCCCCAUUGAAUUCACCCCUGAAAUCCAGCCCGUCUGCUUGGCUCCCACUUCCGAGCCCGACCAUGUCGACGAUAUCCUCCACAUCAGCGGAUGGGGCAAACCUUCCGAUGCUGCUGCCGGUAUCUCACCUGUCCUCCGUGAAGUCGAUGCUCCAUGCAUCUCCAACGAAGAGUGCGCAUUAACUUACGGCAACACCAUCCAGCCCGGAAACAUCUGCGUCAACACCACCGGCGGCCACAGCUCUUGCAACGGCGACUCUGGCGGCCCAUUGACCUUCGUCAACGGCGGCGUACACAACCAGGUCGGAAUCGUCAGUUUCGGCUCCUCCGCCGGUUGCGAGGUCGGCUACCCCGCCGCUUUCGCCCGCGUUUCCUACUUUGCCGAAUGGAUUUCAUCGGUCACUGGCCUGCUGAUCUAAACACCCCAUCACAUCGGAUUGGAUUUUAUCUUGAUUAUGUUUGAUUUUAUUGCACAUUGAAUACAAUUGAGUUGUUGUACUUGUUGAGCAAUGAAUUAUUUUUGGAUUA